Molecule: messenger RNA, 558 nt
Organism: Pediculus humanus corporis (human body louse)
Lineage: Eukaryota; Metazoa; Arthropoda; Insecta; Psocodea; Pediculidae
Product: protein SYM1, putative
Exons: 3
Coding region: 1-558 (185 amino acids)
Cellular component (GO): cytoplasm; membrane
Source: RefSeq, a predicted model, not a curated record
AUGCUUCUACAACUCAAACAAGUAAGUCAAAAGUACCCUAUCAUUAGAGGUAUGAUUUCAUAUGCUUGUAUAUGGCCAGCAGGAAGUUAUAUACAACAGAAAAUAGCCAAAGAAGAAGAAAUCAAUUGUAUGAGAUGUAUACGAUUUGCCAUGUUUGGAUCAUGCUUUGUCGCUCCAACUCUCUAUAUGUGGAUAAGAAUCUCAAGUAAACUAUGGCCAGCACUCGAUUUUAAAACUGCAGUUAAAAAGGCAGUUGUUGAACAAUUUACUUAUGGACCAGCAGCCAUGGUUUGUUUUUUUUCAGGCAUGACAUUUUUAGAAGGAGGUGGUAUAAAUGAUGCUAUCACUGAAGUAAGAGAAAAAUUCUUUGACACUUACAAGGUUGCCAUUUGUGUUUGGCCAGUACUACAAACAAUUAAUUUUGCUUUUGUACACGAAUCGAAUAGAGUUAUAUUUGUAAGUGCAUGUAGUUUAAUUUGGACUUCAUUUUUAGCUUAUAUGAAACAAUUAAAAGUUGAAAAAACUGAAAAUCAAGAGUCACAGUUUAGUAAUAGAUAA